AUGUCUGCAGCAGAGGAGAGUACAGAUAAUCAAGGUGAAAAUGAAGAGAACAGCGAGAAAAAAGAGGAACAAGAAAGUGAUCCACAAGGACAAGUAGCAAGCGAUCUCCCGCAAACCGCCGAGGAAAAUGGCGGCGAAGUCGACGAGGGUUCUGCUCAAACUGUGGAAACCAGAAAGGUAGAUGAGGAAGAAGAAGUGAAAGAAGAGAAGCAAGAAAAUGUAUCUGAGGUUGUAAAUGUGAAGGAUGAUGCAGAAAAUCCGGAGGAAAGGGAGGAAAAGAUUAAAAACCCUUCGGAAGAACAGCAAGGCACACCAGUCGAAGAAGCUGAAGAAACAGCCAUGUCUGUCGUUAUUUCCGAACCUGAUAAAAACGUUGAAACUCAAGAAGCAAAUGCUCAAACCGAGGGGAGAGAAUCACCCGUUGGAAAGGAUGCAGAUGCAUCUGCGGACGCGCCAUCUAAAGUGGAUAACGGUGAUAACAGAGUUAUUGAGUCUCAGUCGGAGCGAGAGAGUGAAGCGCCUCCAGUGGCCCCUCCGACUUCACAGGCAGAAAGGUCCAUUGAUAGCGAGCUGGGUCAUGCUGAAUCUGCAGGAAACGUUAGGGAUGGCUUCACUGCAAAUGGUAAGCUUAAUUGGUGAUAAGUUUCCUAUCAACAAAGUACAGCUGCUAUACCGUGGUACAUUCUAUUUUUUAUUUACAAACCUCAAGGCCGAUUUCCACGGAGAAAUUUUACCUGAAUCCUAUCUUUUGAAUCGGAUUCAGGUAAAAUGUGCGGUAUAAAUUGGCUUGGAGUUUUAUCUGACUCUUUUGAAUCAAAUUUAUAGCCUGCAUACAUGUAGCAAGCGUUUCUGGGUGGGUUCGUCGAGAAAGUUGGGACAAGAGCCAAAAAUGGAAUUGCAGGGGAGGGGGAGGGGAGAGAAGAAAAAGCUUGCCUGCAAACCCCACAAGUUUGAAAAACUGCGUUCGCCCCCUGGAGUACCUAUUGAACUGGUCUCUGUAACUAUAAAACCAGACAAUGUUUCACCUAGCUGCAAAGACAUCAUUGUUUCAAUGCUCUGGGAGAUGAAUUUUUAUUUUCAACUUUAUGCAUGCAUGUUUUGCCUUUGUAGGAAAAAAACUGGGGGGCACAGUCCCCCCCGGCCCCUCUCCAUGCUACAGCCCUGAUACUGUUUUCUUUCCCAAUAAAGUAUCCUGAGUCAAGAUUUUGGUGAAUCCUGCUCGCAUCAAGACGCUGUGCAUUUCCUGAGUUCAGUCAAAUCCUGGGUCUCAAGAGUACCCUUCCAGACAUUAUUUCAGGCUAUCUAUUUGGUUUACCCAGCCUCUCCCUAUAUUUAUUUAAUGUAAAACAUUAAUAAUUAUUAUUGCAUGUUACAUGUAUCUUAUCUUCAGUCAAGUUCAUUAUCAUGCCAGAGGGACAUGUUCAGAACAUGACAUGUUCAUUAAAGCAGUCAUUUCUUGAGCUCAGAAACCAUUUUGCGUCAGAGCUUAACCAGUCGCCCCAAAUGAUACUGAUGCUCUUUGAUGGUAAGUGUCACUUGUAUUGUUGACGGUCAUAAAUUUGUAAUAAAAUAAUAAUACUAAAAGCCCCCACCCCAAGCUUUUUUAGCCUUUGCUGUUGCUGUGGUUGUUGUUGUUGUUGUUUUUUAGGGAUGGGGUCCUUAAUAGAAAAGACGGGAUGGUUGUCUUUUAUCUUUGUCUCUCAAAAGGUUUAACUAUAGGUUAUUUUUGUGAUGUUUCAGCCACUUACCGCUAUAGUCUUCAGCUUAUAUUUUCACUUAACCUUAUUGCCCUUACUGUACAAAGACUACAAUGAGGGACAAAAGUGUUGACACAUUUCCGUAAAAUGGCCCCUUUUUGCAUAGUGGAUAUACUUAUCCCCUUCCCCUGUCUACCCCAACCCCUUGCCCCCAAAAUCAAUGUUGAAUUUUGGACCCUCAAGUCUUUUUUUUUACCUCAGACAACAUUGAUUCGGGGGGUCGGGGGAUUUACGGCGUUUAAAAGGAAUGAAAUAAUAAAUGAAUGAAAUGUUUGUUAAAAGCACCCGUUUUAAACAACUGUGUCAACUACUUUUGUCCCUGAUUGUAGUUAGUAGUGAUCAUCAGUGAAAAGAAAAGUGGCUCUAAAUCCAAAGUGACUGCAUAAUAAAAAAUAAUGAUAAUAUUUUUAAGUGAUGAUAUAAGAUUUCAUUUUAUCUAUACAUGCAUAUGGAAGUUUUGUUUGCGGACACCUUAGUAAUGUGGAUGCACUACUAAAUCCCAGGCAAAAUAUGUAGCACUACCUUUCAUUUUGUCACUAGUUGUUACAGGUAUGAUAAGAGACCUAUAAACUAAAGUUAAUAUUUCUGAAUGUAACAAGUCAAUCUUUCACCUUCUGCUGACUUUCUUAAUAUGCCUUUGCACUCUCUCCAUAAAGGGAAACUUGUAGAAGAUCAGACAGUGUUAUCUGAUCUGGGUGUGCAAGGUGGACAGACACUUCAAGUGGAAAUCCAGUCUGCAGAUCCUGUUAAUAAACCUCUGAAGUAUACAAAAGUAUCACCAACCUACAAACUGCCAGACAAAGUCAAUGUCAAAGUAGAAAUUGGUAAAUAUAUUUUAUGUUACAAUUGGCUCCUUUUUGCACUCAGUAAAUCAAAUUACUCAGCUGACAGUGUGCCAAAUUCUUUUUUUUUACUGACAAUAUUAUCAAAGAACACCAAUCCCAUAAAACUUCUGCUGUUUUAGAGACCUGCCAGGAAACAGGUCCAGCAUAACAUCAACCCACACAAUGUAAAAGUUUUAUCAUACAAAAUUAAAAAUCACAGCAUUAAGCCCUACGUUGAGAAGGCCAUCACAAUCCUCUCUGAAUGGGAAUAUGUAACAACCUUUCAGCCUGAAUUUCAGACUGUUACUUCGAGUCAUUUUUACUCCCUUAGCAACGUCUGAAUCGACUGGCCGUUAAUGCUGCCAGUGUCAUCACUGCCCAGGGUUCUCCCCAAAUUUUAGCUCAGCAGGUAAGGGACCAUUCAUGGACGGUAAGGCCAAAAGAUAUACACUUUUCUCGGGGGGGGGAGGGGGGUGGGGGAGUGGAGGGAGGGACAUGGACCCCGCCCUGCUUGGGAAAUUUUUUUAUUCCCAUAUUUUAAGACCUAUUUUACGCAAAUCUGCUGUCGGGUUAUCUUUAGACAACAAAUUAAAACGUUCGAUUCCAAUAAUUUUACUAUGUCUUUAAUGUCCUCUUUCCAAAAUGCAUGUCCUUAAAAAGGAAAGCUGUAUAUACAGUACAGUCCAAAAGUAAUGCACGUGCUAAAAGUGGCAUAAGAAGUUGUGCGCCGCAAGAACAUGCAAGCCACCGCAAGAAGCGAAAGUGCCAUAUUUUUGCGGACCCUUUGUGUUUUACCCGCAAGAACGUUGAAACGAAAGAAGUCAAAAAUCUUCACCGCAAGAAGCUAGAAAACUACCGCAAGCCUCAAGAAGGCGCAUGAAAUUCUUUACAAGUGUUAACCUGAAAGAAGUUUGUGGUAUUUGUCAACUUUUUGUUGCAACAUCAUUUUGUAGCUUUGAUACUAAUUCACUCUGUGGCAGCAAAAGGUAAUCAUGAAAGGACACACGUAAAAAGUUCCCUGAGAAAGCGAACAGCUUUCUCUGCUUUUUCUGCAAAGUGAACACUUCAAUCGUUCAGCUUUUCCAAAGUUAGAUAAAGCGUGUGAGGCGAUUGUUUAACAAAACGAUCUGUAGUUUCGAACAUUUCGAUCAUUUGGAUCAUUUCAUAGUACAAUACCAUACUCUCGGCAAAACAAACCAAAGGCGUUGAAUUUCUGCCACAAUGGAUAUCACGAUUCCAAAGAAAACAUGACGAUUAUUUUUCACUUUAUUGCAGUAAUUUGAAAGAGCCUUUCGUGAAACAUUCCUUACUUUACUUUAGUAUGUUUUUUCUUUCGAGGAGCGCUUUAAUUUGACACAGUUGUGGUCUUAAAUUACACGGCUCUUUUGCGAAACACACUAUGAUCGUUAUUUUUUUGAAGUGCUGCUUUUUUAUCGAAAUUGUGCACAUUUCCUCGCUUAAAAGGUUACCUUUGCACAAGAUAAUUUUAUAUAUACUGUUUCAAAAUUCAUCGAUCCUUAUUUUGCAAAACGAGCUGCAGUGUGCAUUUUAAAAAAACAUGAACGUAUUUUUAGUUUAUCUUUUUUGUUUACACGUGUUAUCUAUACAUCCCUGUCAUUGUAAACCAGCAAGAACGAAACAGUUUUAGGGUUUUGAAUGUUUAAAACUAUGUGCCUAAAGUAUAGAUUAGUGAUCCGCUGACAAACAUGGAAAGUGGCACAGCUAUUUUAUUGUCAGAAUAAAUUUUCACGUGUUUGCGGCGAUCUCGCAAAAUGACCCGAUGAUCGUUUGUGAAACUCCUUCAAACAGCUACUGAAAGAAGCGAAACAAACGAACUGUCAGAAACGACAGAAAUCACCAGAAAAGGAUAGAAACGAUGCAAACGAAAAAAUCGCCAAACGAUAAUGUAAACGAUUCAAACGCUUAGCGCAACGCCUCGCUUGACCUUGAUCUGACCUGUUGAAUAAUUUUGUCUGCAAAAUUUUCAGUGAAAUAUAACUAUGAAAGUAAAAACGACUGAAGAAGUUCUUGCGUCUUGCUGGAUUCAAGGCAAGCGCCCUACAAAAAGCCGCACGAAGCUGUCAGCUUGCGGACGUAAAAAGAAGUUCUUGCACAUGCAUUAUUUUUAGGCUAUACGUUUUGUACUUAGGUAGCUAUACUUUUCCAUAUAUUCAUUCUUUUUCUUGUGAGGAUCGGAUCGGAUCACAACUUGCAUAUUUUUUAAAAAAAAAAUAUCUAAUUUUUAAAAAAACCUUUAAGCGGUUGCAGGCGGUAAGAAGUGUUGUUUCAGGCGGUAAAUUUUACCGGUUACCGCCUGAUAAGGAGAACACUGACUACCUGAAAAGGAAUUUUCUUGUUAAAAAUUAUUUUUGUUUUUUGAUUUUAUUUUCAGAUGGCAGGGAAGUCGAGGUGGUUGUUCACAUUGUACAAGAAAACAGAAAGAAGCCAUUCUUAGGAGGCUACAAACAUAGACUAACAGGAGUAGAGUUCCAUAAUGCCGCUGCUCAAACAAUUCCAAAGAUCCGUGUACCAUCGUCUGUUGAGAAGUUUCAUCGAGAUACUCAGACUUACAAACUUAGAAACAGAGUCCAGCAAACAACGAACACAACAUCAACACAAAUGGUAUACCAUGAGUUUAAGAAAAUUGGCUGUUAAAUGCUUAAAGUGUGCAGUUUUACGUUUUAAUUUUGUUUCUUCGUUUAUUAGACCAAAGAUGGAUGUUAUGUAUCAAAUGUCACAGAUAAAAUACUGAUUCCAGGCAGAUAUGUCACAGCUGAGGAGCAUCACAGAAAAAUUUUAAAGAAGGUCAGUACGUGAUUGCUAAAAUUCGUAAUUUGGGGGCUUUAAGAGUGUUUUAUGAUUUAAUAAUGAGAUUCUCUCUGUGUAUUUCUGACAAAAUCUAUGAGCCGCGAUGAUCGAAUUGCCAUCAAAAUCAAGUUUGAAAACAUUAGUUGUGCAAUGUUAGCAAAGAAGUCUGUCAAAAAGUCUGCUGCACCUUCAGAAUUUUUGUGUUGCUUGAUAGUUAUUACAACAAGGAUCCCCAAAGUGUGACCUCCUUCAAUUAACCAAUCAGAAGUUGAGGACAGUUUCCCCCCAGCUGGCUUCUGAUUGGACUAAAUCUGUAUGAAAGGAUGUGAAUAAGUCAAAAAUAGUCACUUUUGGGCUCCUUACUGUAAACCUGUUAACUGUCUUUUGUUGUUGUCACCAUGGUUACAUUACUCAAGCUUUUUAUCAAUAUUACUACACAAAAACGUUCUUGCUAUACAACAAUCUUGUUGAAAAAACAUUAAUUUAGUGGAAAACAUGCGACAAAAACAAGGUCAUAAUCCUUUUGAUAUAUUUUUAACAUACUUUCCAGGUUAUUAUCCUGCAAACAUAUUGGAGAAGGUGGCUAGCAAAGAAUUAUGUUCAAAAGCUAAGAGAGGAUCGCAUCCGACGCCAGGAAUGGGAAAGACAGGAGGAGCUCAGAAAACAGAGGGAAAGAGCAGAAAGAAUAAGAAAAGAAUGGGAAAGAAGAAUAAAUCCCAAGACAAAGGAAGACUUUGAUCUCCUUUAUUCUCAUUUAGAGAGUAAGUUGAUUGUAAAGUGCGCAUGAAAAUAUGAUAAAGAAAUGUCUUAAGUGUAGAGGCUUGUCUUGAUUUUCACAUUUCUUGGUUGUGGCUAUACUCGUUCAAUAAAAUUUUUGAUAAUUUGUCAUUACUUAACAGUCUCUUGAGGCUAACACUACACACUCCCACAUCAUUAGACUUUUUUAAACCCUUUUUCUUGAGGGCGGAUUUCUGGUUCUUACCCAACAUUGAUUUCUCCUUGUAAACUUGGAAUACGAUGCUUGCGGCAUACUUACUGCUAAUACGGUUUUGUAUUGUUAUUUUUCAAGAGUGGCGUAAUGAAGAAAUGGCCCUUAUAGACGAGCUCUACUCUGGUCCAGAGAGAAAAGCAGCCCUUGUUGGGCUGUUAGAACAGGAAGCACAUCUCAUCGCCUCCAUCGAUAGACACAAGCUGGUUGCUGAUGAGGAAAACAAGGACAAGAGGAUCAAGAGUUUUUUGAACAAGGUUUGCUCAACCUGUAUGUUUUUGUGAUGUCGUGUAACUUACGGUCUGAGAAAUUGAAAACAGCCGACAUUUCGCGACGUUAUGCUUGAGUCAAUUCCAGCUGCGGCCUGCGCCUCCCCCCUCAGCUGACCCCCGGGCAUUAGCAUUUUUUUGUCUUGGAUCGCGAAUUCCCGGGGGUGGGGACGAAAAAAGAGGGCAAAUGCCCCGUCCUCUGUCAACACUGCAACAUUUUUCAUUGACCGCACAGUCGAAUAACGCCGUUUUAGCAUUUUAAUGUGCGAUUUUUUGUUUCAAAUAACGUCCUCCUUUGUAAUAGCGCUAGGAUUCUAAUUACGACUUCACUCUUCGACGACAUUACCAGUUUAUGGUUUUAGUAUUGAUAUAAAACUAUUGAUAUUAAACUUUAUAGAGCGCUGUAAAGUUACAGUGUAUAUGUUAUGCAGAGUUUUAUAAAUAUGAAAGGGUGUUCUUCAAAUAAUAUCAACAGAAAUUUGAUUCAAUAACCAAAAAACGGUGAUUCACAUCGAUAGCUCCGGAUUUCGCUCCGUAAUUGUGGCGUGAUAAGCAAUGAAGAAAUGCAUGCGUAAAAUCGAGAACAUGCCUUUACAACCCUCUUCAAUUUAUUCCUGUCCUUGACAGAUGAGCCAAUCUGCUUUUUUUUCCAGUAAAACCUUCUGUGUAGUUAUAUUAUGAUAGAAAACCGCGUGCGUGUCAAAAGCUCGGGAAUGGCCCCGGGAUUGGCAAAUGCCCGGCCCCCCGGCAGUGCAAAAUUUGCAUAUGUCCCACCCCCGAGACUGAAAAGGCAGGCAAAUGCCCCGCAGUAGCCCGGGGUGGUGGGGGGGCUGGGCGUAGCUGGAAUUGACUGACGCAUUGCCACUGGUUUCCCCCGCAAAAUAGUGAGUUUACGCUACAGGACGGCAGAAAGAAAGAAACGGCCAAACGCUAGAGUGAGACAAACGUGACAGCCCUAUUUCUUAUGUGUUUGGUGGUGAUCUUCACUUAAGUUAUUGUUUUUUGGUCUUUUACAUGAAGACCUGUUUAAAGGAGGGUGAAGUUCGGCGGAAAAGUUUUUCAAGCAAAAUUAUUAUCACGCUUGUCACACAAGGCUUGCCGUCUAAACGUUUGCUGAAAUUCCAUACUGAUGACGUGUCACUAACCAGAUCUGAGUAGUGCUUCUGACUGGUCAUGGGAAAUCUGCCUUAACCAUUCAGAAGCACUACCCAGAUCUGGGUAGUGGCNUACUCUGGUCCAGAGAGAAAAGCAGCCCUUGUUGGGCUGUUAGAACAGGAAGCACAUCUCAUCGCCUCCAUCGAUAGACACAAGCUGGUUGCUGAUGAGGAAAACAAGGACAAGAGGAUCAAGAGUUUUUUGAACAAGGUUUGCUCAACCUGUAUGUUUUUGUGAUGUCGUGUAACUUACGGUCUGAGAAAUUGAAAACAGCCGACAUUUCGCGACGUUAUGCUUGAGUCAAUUCCAGCUGCGGCCUGCGCCUCCCCCCUCAGCUGACCCCCGGGCAUUAGCAUUUUUUUGUCUUGGAUCGCGAAUUCCCGGGGGUGGGGACGAAAAAAGAGGGCAAAUGCCCCGUCCUCUGUCAACACUGCAACAUUUUUCAUUGACCGCACAGUCGAAUAACGCCGUUUUAGCAUUUUAAUGUGCGAUUUUUUGUUUCAAAUAACGUCCUCCUUUGUAAUAGCGCUAGGAUUCUAAUUACGACUUCACUCUUCGACGACAUUACCAGUUUAUGGUUUUAGUAUUGAUAUAAAACUAUUGAUAUUAAACUUUAUAGAGCGCUGUAAAGUUACAGUGUAUAUGUUAUGCAGAGUUUUAUAAAUAUGAAAGGGUGUUCUUCAAAUAAUAUCAACAGAAAUUUGAUUCAAUAACCAAAAAACGGUGAUUCACAUCGAUAGCUCCGGAUUUCGCUCCGUAAUUGUGGCGUGAUAAGCAAUGAAGAAAUGCAUGCGUAAAAUCGAGAACAUGCCUUUACAACCCUCUUCAAUUUAUUCCUGUCCUUGACAGAUGAGCCAAUCUGCUUUUUUUUCCAGUAAAACCUUCUGUGUAGUUAUAUUAUGAUAGAAAACCGCGUGCGUGUCAAAAGCUCGGGAAUGGCCCCGGGAUUGGCAAAUGCCCGGCCCCCCGGCAGUGCAAAAUUUGCAUAUGUCCCACCCCCGAGACUGAAAAGGCAGGCAAAUGCCCCGCAGUAGCCCGGGGUGGUGGGGGGGCUGGGCGUAGCUGGAAUUGACUGACGCAUUGCCACUGGUUUCCCCCGCAAAAUAGUGAGUUUACGCUACAGGACGGCAGAAAGAAAGAAACGGCCAAACGCUAGAGUGAGACAAACGUGACAGCCCUAUUUCUUAUGUGUUUGGUGGUGAUCUUCACUUAAGUUAUUGUUUUUUGGUCUUUUACAUGAAGACCUGUUUAAAGGAGGGUGAAGUUCGGCGGAAAAGUUUUUCAAGCAAAAUUAUUAUCACGCUUGUCACACAAGGCUUGCCGUCUAAACGUUUGCUGAAAUUCCAUACUGAUGACGUGUCACUAACCAGAUCUGAGUAGUGCUUCUGACUGGUCAUGGGAAAUCUGCCUUAACCAUUCAGAAGCACUACCCAGAUCUGGGUAGUGGCACGUCAUCAGUACGGACUUUCUGCGCACGUUUCUCAGACGUCAUUUCGCGUGAAAACUGGUGGCAUCGCGAAAUAUCGGCUGUUUUCGUGAUUUCAAAAAUGAUUCGGCUUGAAGAGUGGUGAAAAAAAUGUUUUUCCAAAUCUCUAUGAAGAUACUGUAGGCUUUUUCAAAGUCCUUCGCUUCAAUUUUCCGGUUCCGGUAGUUUGCUUCAGCGCUCCCGCUCUCUCGAUCGCUUUGCCGCCGAAAAUAUAAAUUCCUAGCUCGUGCUUUGCACUCGAGAAAAGUUAUGAGCUCGACUUUUGGGCAAGUCUAAAGAUAUUGAUAUUUGUGUGACAGAAUGAAAUCUUUCUCACAGAAAAAUUAGUGAGUAACAAGGUUGAUCAGAGUGGAACCAUAGUAAACAAUAGAAAUUUUACAAGUUAUCAUGCAUGGAUAAAAGUUGUUUAUUCUUAUGUGUUUCUAAGCACCUUCAAUGGAAGUAAGGUCGUACAUUGUUUAAUCUCGAUUUGUCAAAAUUAAUGAUUCUUAAUUUACAGUUUCUUUAGGUGUCUUUGUUCUCCCCGCUUUCCUUUCUAAACAUGCUGUACAUUUACACUGCUUUGUUCUCUCCACAGGCUGCGGCCCCAAAGCAAUGGAAAGCUUUUGACGGAAAGAUAACGGAGAUGGACACGCCCUACACCAUCCGCGCCCAAGAAUUACGGGACAUUUACAGUACGCUUAGCAUGAAGUACCUAACGCAGGAUGAAAGAUUGGAUGUACUGCUGACCCUAAAACAUACUGUAAAAGAACACGACUGUAAACUGACGCAAGAGAUUAUUGAAUUGAUUGACAGGGAAGCUGAUUUAUUGAUGAGAGGAGUCAAAGAAUCAAAUCUAGAAGGUACAUUUAUAAGCAGUUCUGGAUUACUCACAAGCAUGCUGUUUAAAGAACAAUGUAAUUCCUGCAGCAUUUUCAAAUGAUGACGCAUCUAAAACAUUUUAUUUAAUUAAUUAAUUUUUUUUACCCUGUAUACUUUAACCCCUACUGCACUAUAUCAUUUAUCGUUUUUUCUGGUGGAAAAUUAGCGACUGUUUAAUUUAGUCUUAGUUUCCUGUCAUUUAAAGAAAACCAACUCCGAAGUACACUGUACUUUCCAAAGGAGACCUUCAAAUCGCCACUUCCACAGCAAGUAGCACUACACUGUAGAAUGACCCUGGUGCUGUUCCGUAGUUUGGGGACGUUCUCUCGUCUUUCAUUCUAUUUGCGCGCGUCCCUCACAGUUUGACACCGUUGUGAAAGUUAAGGACUCCAGACACAAGAGGAGCGUGACAGUGCAGUGAUGCACGCGUGGUGAUGCGCGUUGCGUCUGCCUCCUCUACAAGUUUUCCAAGGCUCAGUGGGGAGCACGGGACAAGCGAGAAGGGCGAGAGCUGGAGACAAGCGAGAAGCGAGUCAGGGUUACGAUGGAAGUGAAUUAACUCGAAUGACCCCCAGAAAGGUGAUCGUCAGCGACUGGAGACGAGGCUAACAAGAGGAACCUGCUAGCAAGCUCUCCAUUUAUGGCGAGUGAAGCGAGACCCCCCAAAUGAAGAGCUUGCUCGCAGGCUAUUCAUAAAGCUACCUUACGGGCUUAUUUUAUUUUUCAGGGUUACGCAAGAGAAUUUUAACUUUGUUUCUUCAGUAUUGCAAAACACCUCUUUUCAACCCCGAGGCAGCUCGGAUCAUCAAGGUGCAGUAAUAUUACUCGUUAACGUUUUAUUGCCGCCCCAAAACUUCACAUGACACCUCCGUUUCAGUUCAUUUUGCUCUCGUGAUGGAAAUUUUAAGGGAGUCUCGAACGAGAGUGUUGUUUACUAGCGAAAUUUGGGAAUCAUUCGAAAUUGACUGUUAUACAGGCUAUUUUCCUUUCUAUGAUGGCAGUUUAGUUUCUGGAGGGUAGAAAAGAAGUGCGAAUUCAUGAACCAGUAUGCUGCAGAAAAUUACAACGCUUGACUCGAAAAAUAAGUUGCUCAUACACCCGGUGAAAAAGGUUCCUAAGAAUUCAGUAAAGUAAUAAGCUCGUUUGUCAUAUAUGCCAGUAUACCGAACAAGGUUAUUUCCUCUUGAUUUACUUUUGCUGGGCAGAGCAGGCCAAGACAUGCCUUUUGUCUUUAGUGAAACUGUUAUGAUUUUCUUCACCUCAACCACGCUUAAAUAAUAGUCGUGCCGUCAAUUAAAUUCCUAAUUUGAUCCCCAUCUGCUUUUUUGCAAUGUAUGGUAGCAAAACCUUUUAUCUUUCUCUCUUAUUUAGGUUCCACAAGAUCCGUCAGUAUUACGAAAAAAUAUUUACUUCUGUCCAAGUUGCAACUCAUACUUGCCAUCAACAGAAUUCCAACUUUCAUCCAAUUCUCGGUGAGUCAAGCUUAGAUUAAUUCUUUUAAUGUUUAGUUUCGGCCAUUAGAAGUUAGCGAUAAUAAAGAGUUAUCGUUCGGAAAGUUUUAACUAAAUGUCUUCAAAUCUGAUUAUUUAUCUAGCUUAUAGGUUGUUCAAACCAACUAUAAAAUCGUGUAGUGCUAAGCGGCGAAGACAACGCCGGAGUAUGUACAUGUACAUUUCUUUGCCGUUAUUUUGCACGACUGCAACGUGAAACUUCCAGAAACUUCUUAGUUACACUUUUUAUUUUUUUUCACUGCCGCUCACUUUCACCUUGCAUUAGUGGCCGUUAGCAUUUCUCAUUUUGUCACCGCCGCUACAAAAUUUUCAUGUUGUUCUUCCAACAAAAAUGUGCUUCGCUGGCCUGCCGCCAACUUUCUCUUUUUCUCUGUCUUUCUCUUGCUCCAUAUUCCAAAUUUGUGGACACGACAAUUACUCUAAGCUUAAUACUUUAGACAACACGGAUACACAAACAAUUUCCGCUUUCCGGUUUCGUCUUUAUUGAUUUAUUGACUUUUAGUUGUCUCUGCUUUACAAACGCGGGUGGCUAUGCGAUUUCCCGCCAAAAUAACAUUGGGUUGCAUUUGGGUUGCCAUACCUGUUGAUUGAGUUUUUUUUUACUUUGGCAUGACUGUGGUGCGGACAAACGGUCGGGCGGGCGUACGGUCACGUGAUUACCAAGAUAGAUUGCCACAUUUUCUUACCCAUGGUGCAACCCUGCGCGUGCUUUGCUCCUAGUAUCCCACUUGCGCUUGUUGGAUAUGAGAUGAUUAUAGCCAACCAGCUGGGUAUCUAGCGUCCCAUAUCCAACGCGCACUUGUGGAAUAAUUGUUAAAUAUAUAUAAACUUAGCUGGCCAAUUUUUUUUAAAAACUGGCUAAACUCCGGUCAGAAAACGGGCUCAUUCAGCUUCGUGACGUGCUAUUUCUAACCUUUCUUGUGACGCCAGCCUUAGCCUGCGUACCUGGCGGAGCACCAUUUUUUGACGUGUCCUUCAUCUUAUCGUAGUUUUAGAUCUUUCUUAAUUAAACACGUUUCGUUCAUGUUUGAGUUGAUGAGUUCAAGAGAAUUUACAUGAUGUGACCUUUGUUUCUUCUUUGGCCACACAGGGUUGUUGGAAGAUGUAGAAAGUGUAUGAAACUCGACAACGAUGCCAGAUUACGGCAUGACUUCUCGCAGUACAGAGCAAUGUUGAAAGAGCUGAGGCGUUCAGAAGAAAGCUUUGAAGAUGGUUCUAAAAUAGCAUACUUACUCCAGGUACAUGCAGAUUCGGUAAUCUAUAAGAUGUUUCGGUACGAGAGAGUCGCUGUCAUGGGACCUCGCAACUGAAUAAAUCUGCAUUUCCAAAUUUCGUGAUAUAAAAACAAGUACUUCUCUCCCUCCAAAAUUCCCUAAAUUGACCCGUACGUGAACUACAACAUUCUACACUGUAAAUGCCGAAAUUGAAAUUAAGACAUCGGUAGUCGGUUUGGGGCCAUUUGAAUAAUUUCCUUUCAGUAAGAGCAUGUUGCCAGGCGGCCAGUUACCAGUAACGAUCAAAAGAGCAAACAGUUUCCCUUUGUAAACGAUAGCUGCAGUUUUUAAGACACUCAGGGGCUGAAUUUUACACGGGCUGGUUCGGUUUGCCGCUUUGAGACCGAGAUCUCGGCACCUUGGUCAAACGCAACAAAAAUCAACUUUGUAAUUACAUGACAACCGAGCCAAAGUGGCCACUUGAUAAAAUAGUCCAACCUGGUAGACGGGGCCAUUCCGGAUUAUGUAAUCAGGCUCUAAUAGAAUUUUUGCCCUGUUUUUCAUAACUGUGUUUCAUAACUUACACAUCUGGAUGGCCCUAGCUUUUUCUCUAACUUUGUACGUAUCUGCUUUAAACUUUCUCUUUUUUUUCGCAGACAUUUGCCUCAUAUUAACUUAAUCCAGAGAAUUCUUAUCAUGAGGGAACAAGCAUCAAUUGUCAUGUGCAAACUGAAAGAUCUUUGACUAAAUCUGUUCCUCUUUUUCAGGAACCUGAUUUACGCUAUCUUGUGGAAAACAUUUGGAAUAGCCAGAGCGUGCUCAGCGCUCACGAAGACCUGUUUGACUUGAUUCUUGUACGGUGGAAUAAGUACGAAGAGUGGUCUCCGUGGAACUGUAUUUUGCUCACAAAGGAAGAGGCAUCUGCUCACGCCAAACUGGAAAACGUUACUGAGGUACGGCUCCUUUUCUUUGUUUGUCUUUGUCGUUUUAAACCCCUCGUCAAUAGAUGGGUGUGGGUAAGAUGCCUGAGUAAACUGAGGAAGCCGUAAAGAGUGUCUUUUAGUCGGAUGUGGAAGGGGGAAUCUGAUCAUACAGUAAAAACCGCGACUAAGAACCUGCAUUUCCCCACGUUAGUCUAAAGAGUUUCUUGCAUAUAAUAUGUUGAUUAGCAUAAAUUUAAGCUAUUUAGGUUCUUGAUAGGUUCUCAUUCAGUCUGAAGGAAAAAUACAUUAUAGCUAAGAGUAGUUAGUGGUAUUUAGUUCAUUCCUUAGGUAAAACCUGUAUUGCAGUUGUAGUUGGAGUAACAAGGCACCUUUGUCUACAAAGAGGAUCCUAAAUGUUGACUUAUCUUAGUUGCCCAAGUGUCCGGAUUUUUUUAUGUAGAAUUUUAAUAGAAAAUAAGAACUUGUUUUAAAUUUUGGGCUCCACAGGUUCUGUUUAGAGGGGGCCUAUCUGGCAAAUGUUAGCCAAGCAGGUUUUUAAAAAACAAGCUCUUUAAGUCGCUGGUUGUUACUGUACUUCAAAAGUAGGUGUAUGACCGUCCGUGUAUGCUUGAUCGAUCCUUGUUAAUGAGGAUUAUUAAGCAAUGUCUGCUUUUUCGUUUGGUGCUUCUUCCGGUACGAGAUUGAUGGCACAAUUAAUAUUUAGUCCAUGCAUGAUGAGAUAACUACUCCCUUAAUUCACCAAGUCGUGAAAUACGAGAAAAAUAUUGCACGCAAUGGUUUUACCCCUGCUGAGUAAGCUCUUUUGGGGUUGGGAUAAAGAAAUCGCCCUCCAUUUCCAACCCCACCCCCAUCCCCCAAGUUGGAGGUGAUUCCCUUCACUUCCUUCGAGUAUCCUCACUCUAACUUUGUAUUUCUUUCCAUCAGGCAUACGGGCGGAUGUUUAUCGGGAAGAUUCUACACAAGCACGUACUGGCUCGUAACUACUUUUCACGCCUGCCCGGCAUGGCGGAACACAUGAAGAAGAAAAUUUCUGGACAAACUCGAGGA
Porites evermanni is the source of this 14864-nucleotide messenger RNA. Lineage: Eukaryota; Metazoa; Cnidaria; Anthozoa; Scleractinia; Poritidae. The record is from the annotation of a GenBank genome assembly.